AUGUUUGCCGGAUUGGGUGCGCAGGUCGCCAUUGCUGCCAGGCGAAUGGACGUGCUGUCAGCGACGGCGGCAGAAAUCCAAACCAAAACUGGUGGAGUAUGUGAAGCUUUUCGUAUGGAUGUAAAGGAUCCUGUACUGGUCACGAAAACGCUCGAUGACAUCGUUCGAGAGAUUCGGGAAACCGCCGACCAUUUUGGUGAACAACGCUGCCGGCAACUUCAUCAUGGCUACCGAACGGUUAUCUCCAAAUGCAAUCAAGACAGUGGUGGACAUCGUUCUUCUUGGCACAAUGAAUGUCACCAGCGAAGUUUGUCGUCGUGCCAUGAAGGCCAAGCAGGGUUGUACUGUCCUCAGCAUCACCACACCUUACGCAAG
Molecule: messenger RNA, 375 nt
Organism: Cooperia oncophora
Lineage: Eukaryota; Metazoa; Nematoda; Chromadorea; Rhabditida; Trichostrongylidae
Source: the annotation of a GenBank genome assembly